Molecule: messenger RNA, 1494 nt
Organism: Synchiropus splendidus (mandarinfish)
Lineage: Eukaryota; Metazoa; Chordata; Actinopteri; Syngnathiformes; Callionymidae
Gene: tmx2a
Product: thioredoxin-related transmembrane protein 2a
Exons: 8
Coding region: 25-921 (298 amino acids)
Biological process (GO): brain development
Cellular component (GO): membrane-bounded organelle
Molecular function (GO): disulfide oxidoreductase activity
Source: RefSeq, a predicted model, not a curated record
UGGCCGGACGCGAGGGCACACGACAUGGGUUUAGUGACGGGACUCUGCGCUUUCUUGUACCAUCUACCCCAGAUUUACAAGUGGCUGCUGAAGCCUUAUUACAUCUGCUCUUUCUUAAUGACGAUUGCCUUCCUGGUGGUUCGGAAGACCCCCGGUUUGUGCGAACACCUGGCGUCGCAGCGGGAGGACGGGAACUCCUGCGACUUUGACUGGAGAGAACUUGAGAUCCUCAUGUUCCUCAGCGCAAUCGUCAUGAUGAAGAACAGAAGAGCGAUCACCAUGGAGCAGCACAUCGGUAACCUCUUCCUCUUCAGCAAAGUCGCCAAUGUCAUCCUCUUCUUCAGGCUGGACAUUCGACUCGGCAUCCUCUACCUCACUCUGUGUGUAGCGUUUGUCAUGACCUGCAAGCCCCCUGUCUACAUGGGCCCGGAGUACAUCAAAUACUUCAGCGACAAGACCAUCGAUGAGGAGCUGCAAAGUGACUCGCGGGUCACAUGGAUCGUUGAAUUCUACGCCAACUGGUCGUCGGACUGCCAGUCAUUCGCUCCAGUCUUUGCUGACCUGUCACUCAAAUAUAACUGCGCUGGACUUCGAUUUGGAAAGGUGGACGUGGGACGUUACGGGGACGUUUCAGAGAGGUACAAAGUGAGCACCUCCCCUCUCUCCAAGCAACUCCCCACACUCGCGCUGUUCCAGGGAGGGCACGAAAUCAUGCGACGCCCUUUAGUGGACAGUAAAGGGAGAGCAGUGUCGUGGACUUUCAAUGAGGAGAACAUCAUCCGGGAGUUUAAUCUCAACGAGCUUUUCCAAAAAUCCAAGAAGCUGGUCAAGGCUCGAGGGCUGAAGGGAGAGGAGCUCAUCACUGAGCAGGAAGAAGGUCUACCUGAGGGCGACCCGACUGAGGGCAAGAAAGACCAGUGACGUGGGCCAGCAGGAGCUUCUUAACUUAUUUUUAUAAUGAUCUGAAGCAUUAUCAGCUAUGCAUUGAUGUGGACUCCCACUUGUCAUGGAAUGUUCAUGCGUUCCUCAGGUAUCUUCUAGCUAAAUUAAGUAGUGAUGGGUUGAUAAGGCUUCAGCGAACUGUCUUCUGAUUUUCAGAGCUCAGUAGAUGGCGCUAUUGGUUUAAGAAUGAUGUGAGGUUCCAGCGAACUGGUUGCAAACAUUAUAUAGCAGAUGGUGCCAUCUCAAAAUUAAAACCCUGUUUCAUGAGACCUCAUUAUCCCAUCACGAGUUUUAAGGUUCUGUUUACUGGCGAGUUCGAGAUACCCCACCUCGAACUGACCUUGGAGGCGUUUACAAGUGAGAGAUGUUACACUUUAACUUUGCCUGAAACAUCCAGCCUGAGUAGGGGACGUGAAUUUGCUAAUCAUUGCUACAGCAGAGAAUACAUGUGUUUAAAUAUUAAAUAAAUGCAGUGUUCUGUUUCUGGAAAGUGUGUUACAAGGCUGCAUAAUCACAAUGUUUGCCACAGUGUCACUCAGUUCGACCUUUUAU